AUGGCGACAAUCGAAUAUUGUCUUCGACAUAUGGUUUUGCCACCGAAGCUACCCCAAGAAGAUGAUGUCACAACUGCAAGUGAGCAAUCGCUUCUUCAAGUGACAGUUGCAGCUCUGCAAGAUCUACGAAAUACGCUUAGUACCACGGAGCCGGUCCACGCCCAGAAGUUUGAUCCCGUCAUCACAAUCGUUGAAAACCUUCUUCACAGUCGCAAUGAUGAAGGGUACAUUGCAGAGACUGAGUUGAUCAAGUCCUUACACAAGCUGGCCGCCACUAACAGCCCAGAAACCCUUCCACUGCAUGUGAAGGCACAAAAUGCCGGCAUCCUCGUCAGAAGACUUGGGGACGAUGUCGUCUUUGAAGUUUUCGAGCUGUCUCCCCAGGAUGAACAAGUUACUACUACCAAAGGCCGAUUGGUACGAUCUUUUCCAAGCUACGCCUGCCGAAUUCAUCUAAAAGCCUUCAUCGAAGAGGGCUUGGUGGAAGCUCUAGCUCAUCAUAUCGCGAAAUUGAGUUAUCACGAAGUUUCAGAAUUCCGUUUUGGCAUCGCAAAGGAGAAAGACAACACCGGGCCACCAAACACGGCUCACCCAGGCUUAGUGACAGAAUACCUCGUCAGUGUCUUGGCCGCUCUUGGAAAGUCUGCAAAUGUGAUUACCAUCACGAAAAGUACGCGAGAGGAAGUUAUAUACUCCUCCACCGGAUCACCAUGGCGUCGAUCUCCGUUGUGGCUACUUGUUCGUGUCGCCAUGCAGCUCGAGUUUUUCCGAUCUUCUGGCUCAGGCACGAUUGCACUUGGCCUUUACAAGGCUGCCAUACUCAAUGUACUGGCCAGAGUCCUCAAGGAAGCCGAACACGAAGGGCUCGACCCUGACUUGCUGUAUGUGACCUCCGCAAAGCUGUCCCGUCGCCUUCGGAAGCUGAAGUUCUUGUGGCAAGAUGAUGAGGACCUCUACCACGUGUGCGCGAAUCCAGUCCGAACCAAUUUGAUUGAGGUUCAUCAGAAGAUGGCGGCCUUAUGGAAUGCCAUCAUGGACAGUAGCGACUUCCAUGUCGAUAUUGAUGACUUCCCGAAAGUCCUUCAGACGCUGCAGCCCGCAAACGAUGUUACCAUGAGUUUCAAAUCACUUGAGCUGUUUUUGCGCCAUAUUUCCUCUCGAAAAUCGAAAUCUGAUGCAUCAGAAUUUCAACCCUCGCUAGAAUUAGCGGAUUUCGAUGACGUUGGGCUCGAGUUCGCUUUCGAUGCUACCAGCGAAUAUCGAUACUUCCAGUUAUUCAUGGUUGAGUUGUGGGUGGAGAAGCAUCUUCCGUCUUGGUUAGAGACCCACAAGACGAAGAAGACUUGCGAACGCCUAGCUAGGCUCGUCCAGGAGUAUCAUCGCGCGGCAUACAAUGUGUACUCCGAGUCGAAGUCUCCGAGCGGCUUGUCGGUGAUGCAUAUCACAAUAGCUGAGCUCUGGAAAGCUUGUGAUAUGUGUGCAUGUGCGAUAUACCCUUUACUUCUGUCAUACAGUCCGGAGGUCGAUCUCACCCCACUUCAGUCCCUAUCGCUACCUCUCAGAAGUCAAAUGAAACGUUUGCAGGAACUCGAGCGGUACGUUGAGGCUCGUGAGAAGGGGGUGGAUGCAAGCCUUCCCUCCAUGUUUCGCCACUUUGGUCAUGAGCAGUCAUUCGCUGUGAAGUUUUUCGACAAGUCCACGUCCCUACAAGAGCUACGAGUACGAAUUGACAAAGAGGCGAAGACUAGGAAAGAGAAGAAACUUGACGAGUACGAACGCAAGAAGAAGAAACACGAAGAUAUCAUGAUAGAUGUUCAUAAGAUGAACUGCGAAAACCACGAUGAAGGCCCGGUUGACCGCGGCCAUGGACGCAAGCGCAAGAUGGAAGAUAAUUUCGAAAAUUGCGAGAAGUGUCAAUUGCGCCUUGAGGCGGGAAAGAUCAAGAUUAGCAUUCACGAAAGCCCUCUGAGCUCCAGAGAACCUCUUGCGAAGGCAACAGUAUUUGAGCUUGCGAAACCGGAACCGUUGAGAUUCUGGAUGGAUUUGACGUUCUUUUUUAUGAAGAACGUGUUGCUCUUUACCUACGACAUUGAUGUUCCAGCAACUGCGCCCUAUUCACUCGACAGCUAUGUUGGCAUCCCUGCGACUUUUCGAAAGAUUUCUCAAGACCAGCGCGUCAAGAUUUGUUCUAGCCGACAAUCCGCUCAUGGGAAGCAGCGGCAUAUCCGGCCUAACGUAGCUUACUUGACACCCGAAGAUGUCUGUGUUCAGAAUGAACUCGAUUACCGAUAUUAUGAAAUGUCCGACAAAGACGCAGACCAAGAUGCCGAUGGCGAUAAAGACUCCGACCAAGAUCCUGACAAAAAUACCAAAAAGGUUCGCGUCAAAAAGUUCCUCAUGAAGAAGCUAAGGAUGACGGACGAAGUUCAGAAGAAAUGCACAUACCAGGUUCCUCGCAGAUCAUCACAGCUGCAACAGUAUCUCACUCUUACCUCACCACCCGUAAAGCCCAAUUCCGUUGCGGCUUCUGUUUCCAAAUGCCCCCUACAUCUAACUUUUGACGAGUACAAAGCCCUCAGUCUCCUUCCAGUUGGACACAAAAUCCAAUACGUCAAUAUUCUGACACAGCUUCGUUCACCAACGCUGGAUUUCGCGAAGGCCGAGGCGCAUUGCAUUCUUCAGCAGACUCUUCAUAUUGCGGGUCCACCAGAAGCAGCCCGGGCGAUUGGGCGUGAGAUCCAUUGCAUCCUGCACGAUGACACAUUUGCUCAAGCCUUGAUGAAAGAACUCGAUGCUACUCUGAGAAGGACCCAGUCAAAUUGGGAAUCAUGGAGAGUACUAGCUGUGUGUAUACUUCUGGCUCGCAGAGUUCUCACUUUCACCGAGUCGCUCGACAUUCGGUCCUGGUGCUUAGACUACCUGACACAAUCUCGAGAGGUUGGCCUAGGUUGGAUUGAUGGUCUGGAGCAGAGACUACGUACUACCAUAGACGACCGGCGACAAGUUGACUUAUUGUCUAGGCAGACGGACAUUGCGCUCCUAUGCAUUAGCACGUUUGAUGUGGAUGAAAUAUGUCUCAACGACACUCUUCGGCCUCCUGGAGCGUUUACCGACAUCAUCCGGUUGUCUUUGAUUGUGCGCAAGAACAAGGAUACUGUACGCACAAACAAUCACACCGUGUGCACGAAAGAAGAUGCUGUGAUAUCUAAUUAUGAGGAUUUACAUCUGACCGCGCUCCAGUCUUGGAGGAGCAUUCUGUUUCGCACAUCGCCGUUACUGCGAGCCGGCAUCGCUUCUGGAAAAUACCAAACUGAUAUGAACACGGCUAUCGGCUUUGUUCCUUCUGCUGCUUGGAAAAUUCUUCCCGAACCAAAGCACCACUGGGCACACACCAGAAGCGGAUCUGCUGAUGUUUACUUUAACUUCCUCACAGCCGAUUUGAUAAUGGACGGAUUACCGUUAGCCCGUCUUCCGUCACAAUACACCGAACAGGAAACCUAUCAAACGCUCUUCAAAGGGAUGCCCAUUGAAGUCGUCCCCACAAGCGAACCGGGCAUGUCAUUUUCCUCUAAGGACUCUAAGGAAGAAUUCUCUGGCUAUCAACUGAGUUUCGGAAUGGAAGAAAACGGACGGGACAUGCUUGUCGUUGCUUCUCGAGAUGACGAGGAAUUCGAUUUAGUACCACGGAGCGUCUUCGAAGGAAUACUACCACAAGCUUUUGUCGAUGAAUAUGUCCACUGGUACAAUCGCAAAACAGAUAAGAUUGAGUUUAGACCUCUGGAAACCCCGUGGACCUCUUGCGAACACUCGUGGCAGCUCACAGGAUCCGGGUUUGAUUGGCAGCUUGAGAAUUCGACUUCGGUACUUGUAAAUCCCAAAAGUGAGACUGGUACUGUCGUCUCGAAAAUCUUAGCGCCGUUGGAGCAUAAGAUGCACAUUCACACUUGGGUAGAUGUGAUGUCCUCUCGGGUCUCAAUUGGACUCAACAGAUCACAACUUGACUUUUACUUCCAUCCGCAUGGAUCAAAGAUCCACUCCUGUCAGUACCCCGGUAUGGUCAUCGACCCCGAUCAGCGAAUAGGGACUUUGGUAGGCUUAGUGAGCAAACUAGUCUUACAGAAAGAGUGCGAGCCCAAUCACCGAACGAUCUUGAUACCGGAGGGCACAGUCAGCUACUGCAGGAAACGAGACCACAAUCAAGUUUCCAUCGAAGUAUCUCCGAAUUCAAAAAUAACGACGAAGAUACACGAGUACCAUUUCGACCCGAUACUUGCGCGCCUGCAAGACAAUGGGACACUGCAAAGUAAACUUCUGCUGUGCUAUCUGCACGCCCUUACAUCUCACUGCAUUGUGGACCGCGCAACUGGCUUCACGGGUACGGAAGCCGCCUUGCUGAUCUUACGCUCAGCUGCAGUGUCUUCCUUCGGAAUAUUCGAACCAGAGCACAUAGAGCUUCUCGAAAGCAUCGCCAAACUGACGCCGAGUCGGAAGCCCACCCCAACGUCGACACGAGCUAUGCAACAACUCCACUGGGACGAGCAACUGUCUUUUCUUUCUCAGCAUUCGGACUUCAGAGUCCAAGUCGAGUAUCUUCUCUGUCAGUCACAGCAAUAUUCACUGUUUCAUCCGCACGAGGAUGAUGCGAAACUACCCAAGCUCAAUCUGGUUGAUCAAGAUCUGCUCGAAAGGGGCCAGAUACGUUCGGCAAUGUUCCUCGUCGAUGGGUUUGGAGCUGAGAAGUACACACGAAACUAUGACAGGAUAUAUGCUGGAAGGGAUGUCCACCUUGACCCAGACCGAAGCCAGCGCGCCGCCAUCAUCACUACUAUGGUACUACGCAAACAAGUAGCUCUGGUCCGCAAGAUCGAGAGUCUGCAACUUUCCCUCCACACCAAGCACCUUAAAAAUGCCUCGGUGCAGGGCUACGUUCCACUAGAGCCAACAAGCCUUAAUUUUGUCGCCGAAUGGCUCGAGGAGCCUAGUAGCUAUCUCCCUCGGCUUUGGUGCUCUUUGCACUCCGCGCUAUCAGAUACUUCUGGUCCUUUCAACAAGUUUGUCGUCGCAAUCUUUUUAUCGACCGUAGCUUUCGCUAAAGGUGCCGAUAUGGAUGUGGUUCAGACCCUGGCAGCGUUUUACAAAGAGCCGAAGAUGAUGUCUAUCACCAUACCCCAGAUCUCCGAGAUCAACCUGAGUAAAGGGCAUGGUCCUAAAGUAUCCGAUAUUGAAAGAAUCGUCCAUGGCAACAGGAGGCCCUUCGAACAGUGUCCAGAAUACGAUCUACCACAGCAGCCUGAGGAAUCCGUGUUAGCUUGGCGAGCUAGGAGGAACAAGCAAUUCUCUAAAACCCAGCAGGAUGCGAUAAAUUCUUUCUCGCUCGAUUCAUGGCCAGAUGCGGGUACAUACAUCAACAUCAAGGCCGCCAUGACAGAGCUUCGCGUCCAAUGCAAGAUCUGGUUCGAGAAUCGUCUAUUCUGUGACUACACGCAAAGGAUCACGAAUGCUGUGGAAUCUAUGGAUGUUGCAGGCCUACCUACACUAUGCAUUCAGUCAAUCAUCCCUUCGUCUAAGACCGUCGAGAGUGACUCGAGUUGGUCUUUUAGCAUCAGAGAUAUUUUCGCUUUGAAGCCACCAUCUCCAGCACGGAAUUCGUGUAAGUACGUUACGUUCAUUCACCGUGUUAAGGCCAAUAGAAAAAUAGCACGCGCACAAACCACGCUAUCCUGGCCAAAGCCGCCGAAGCUCAGCAUUCCGACGGUUAAUACCAAGCGCAGCGGAUCCUUGCCAGAUGACGGUCUGAGUCAGCUCUGUGACAGUCUGGAUGAGGCAGCAAAAUCCGAGCCAGAAAGGCAAUAUGUUACCGAUCUCCGCGACAGUCGCGAUGCUCUCGAGGCCGGGCAAGAACAGGUUGAGAUUGUGAUGAGCGAAUUGAACAAUGAUCUGGGAACCAUCUUGCAAAAGCAUCACGACGAUUGCAAACAUCAUCUUCAAGAGGUACAGUCGGUACUUGAGAAUGUCGUCAAGACCAGCGAUGAUGUCGGCUGGUUCAUCGGUCAUCGGCCCCGGGUCCCUCCCACAUUUUGGGUGGGCCAACUCAAGAAAGAUUGUCAUGACAAGCUUUCCCGAGACUGGAAGAGGGCCAUCAUUGACACUGGGCUUGCAGUGACGGAGCUCCAUCGAGCUCGCAGACUCGUGCAGGUUUUCCUUCAAGAUCCGACGGAACUCGCUCGAGAGCUAUUUCAGAAAGGCCACACAAACUGGAGUCCAGCUAAAUUCCCCGAGACUUUGCUCAUGGAGAUUGAGGGCGGCUUCAUGGUACGAACAGUACAAGAAGACAUUGCUAAGCAAAUGAGAGAAUGUCUGCAAGGCCAGAACUCAGUACUACAGCUCAAUUGUGGCGAGGGGAAAUCCUCCGUCAUUCUCCCAAUGGUUGCGGCUGCAAUGGCGGACAAAAAAAGCAACCUGGUUCGAGUUAUCGUGGGGAAGCCACAAUCAAAGCAGAUGGCUCAUAUGCUCAGAAGUAAGCUCGGCGGUCUUCUCAAUAGGCGUAUCGCCUAUAUGCCGUUUACCAGGGCGCUCAAACUUACCGCUUCCAACGUGAAUGACAUCACCAAGAUAUACAGUGACUGUAUGCAAGAGGGAGGUAUUCUCGUUGUACAGUCGGAGCACAUCCUGUCCUUGAGACUGAUGUGUAUUGAGAGCCUAGUCAGUGGACACAGCGACCUUUCCCUACCCCUUCUGGAACUCCAAGAAUUCUUCGACGGCACCUCUCGCGACAUUGUCGACGAAAGUGACGAACAAUUUAGUGUGAAGUUCGAAGUGUGCUACACCAUGGGCAAACAACACCCGAUUGAAUUGAGUCCAGAACGCUGGAGAUUCGCACAAUCUAUGCUGUCUAUGAUAAAGAGCUUGGCACCUCGGAUCAGGAAGAAGCUAGGGGAUUCUCUUGAACUUCUUGAAAUGGGAAAAGGAAGGUUUCCUCGCGUGCGCCUUCUCAAGGCAGAUGCAGAGGAUAUGUUGUUGGACCUACUGGCGCAAAAUGUCUGCAGGACACAGCGCCCACCUCUCUCAAUAGCACGAUUGCCGCCGACGCUAAGAGAAGCGGUGUAUCACUACAUCAGAGAUGCAGAGCCAUCUGCUGAGCGAGUCAAAAUGGUUGAAGAAAGUGACUUCUUCAGCGAAUCUGUCAGAGGCCCACUGCUCCUCAUCCGAGGAUUAAUCGCUGGGGGUAUUGUACGCUUUGCUUUAGGAUCUAAGCGGUGGCGGGUCAAUUACGGCAUAGAUCUCCACCAACCACCAAGGACAAAGCUUGCGAUACCGUACCAGUCAAAAGACAACCCUUCUCAACAUUCAGAAUUUAGUCAUCCGGACGUCGUUAUCAUUCUGACGACUCUCUCCUAUUACUAUGGGGGCCUUGACGAAGAAGAUCUUUUCAACGCCUUCGCGCAUCUUUUGCGAUCAGAUCAGAGCGAGGAAGAGUACGCGAAUUGGGUUUCAAACCAAGAUGAAUUGCCGGAACGGUUUCACAACUUAAAUGAUAUCAAUAUUGAAGAUCGGCAUCAAUGUGAGACAGAAAUCUUUCCUUAUCUCAGAUACUCAAAAGCAGCAAUCGACUAUUACCUGGGGCAUAUUGUGUUUCCCAAGGAAGCAAGGCAGUUUUCCCGCAAACUCUCUGCUUCAGGGUGGGAUACCGCCGCAGUCAAGACGAACCCUACCACUGGGUUCAGCGGCACGAACGAUGCUCGGGACCUGCUUCCAUUGACUGUUCAACAAUUAGACCUGGAGCCGCAGAAGCAUACAAAUGCUAUGGUCCUGCUUCAGCACAUUCUCGAGCCUGACGGCUCCCAACCGCAAAACUCAGUCCAAUUGGUUCCACGGAAGGAUACCACCACAAGCGACCAUUCAGAUGGGGAAACCCUACUCACGCUGGUGAACUCAAUGAGCGAACCGGUUCGAGUGUUACUGGACGUUGGGGCACAAAUUCUCGAUUUGAGCAACCAACAGGUCGCUCGUACUUGGCUAGCUAUGUCACACGUCGAUACGGUAAAGGCUGCAGUUUUCUUUGGUAACGACGAAGAGCUUCUUGUUGUCGACCGACGUGGUAGAGUGGAAACUCUCCAGACAUCUCCCCACCUGAAACGAUUGGACGAAUGUCAUGUGUUCUUUGACGAGGCACAUACACGAGGAAUUGACAUGUGCCUACCCAAGCACUAUCGAGCAGCAGUAACUCUUGGGGCGAAUCUUACCAAGGACCGACUCGUUCAAGCUUGCCUAAGAAUGCGCAAACUGGGAAAAGGUCAAUCGGUUGUUUUCCUUAUCCCUGAAGAGAUUCGGACCAAGAUACUCGAUUGCACAUCUAAAUCAGUGGAUGACGAAAUUACCAUCUCCGAUGUCCUCGCGUGGACGAUAAAAGAGACAUGGGGUGACCUGAGCCGCAGUAUACCGUUGUGGGCCAGCCAGGGCCGUCGGUUUGAGACGCACAAGCAUCUGCUGCGCGGUACUGUUACCACGAGAGAGCAUGCAGAACAGUUUCUUGAAGAGGAAGCUCAGACUUUGGAGCAACGGUAUCGGCCCCGUUCAAUUACAACGGAUCUGGGUUCUCUGGGGUGGGAUAUGACAAACGAGAAUGUCCGAGAGAUUCUUGUUCGUUGCAAUGCCUAUGGGACUAUGAGUUUGAAUCCAGCUACGCUUGAAGAGGAACAAGAACGAGAGCUUGCGCCGGAAAUCGAGGAAGAGCGCCAAGUUGAUCGCCCUGCCCCAAUGUGUACCCAAGAGCACACGCCGGACAAGGACUUGGCUACGCUCGUCGAGAGCGGUACAUUCGUUACAGGUUCUAGGACGUUCAUGCCGGCAUUUAGAGCGCUAGCAGACACAAGCGCGGCCAAAAUCAUCGACCUUGGCCAAUUUCCUACCGAUCUGAUGGUCACUCAAGGCUACAUUCGUACCGUCAAGCCUCCCCCAGGGCUUUCCUCUGCUUCGCUUGUUUCUGAUUAUUACCACCUACCGGUCCAGUAUAUUUUGUCGGUCGUGAAGCUCAGGUCGUCCUCCAGAUCUCAGAACCUAGCGAACCUGAGGAAAGUAAAUGCAUUGGUCAUCAUCAGUGCUUUCGAGGCCGAUGAUUUAUUCGAUCGAAUUCGCAACUCAGUACAUGUCACACUGCAUACUUACGCGCCUCGGAUCAACCGGACUUACCAGCCUCUCGAUUCCCUGGAUCUAUACACUAUUGGUCGUCCUUUCAAUCCGGAAUUACCCAGAAGUCUGAUCGCUCAACUCAAUCUCUUUGCUGGACAGCUGUACUUCCGAUCCUACGACGAGUACGUAGAGAUGUGCGGUUUCCUGGGGCUCGCAUCUACUGCUACUGCUGAGGGGCAAGCCGUUCAGACGGAUGGUUUCAUAUUGCCGCCUGUUGGGGCAUGGAAGUUUCGUGAGAGUCCGGUUAGGUUCUUGAAGGACCUCAUUGUGAAGGUUCGGAGGGAAGGUGAGGCGAUCGACAAGACGCAUCUGGGGAGGAUGUUGGAGGGAGAGGUCCUGGAGAGGAGUGACUUUGAGUAA
Messenger RNA from Didymosphaeria variabile, 9549 nucleotides. RefSeq lists its product as uncharacterized. The record is from RefSeq and is a predicted model, not a curated record. The transcript has 3 exons. Lineage: Eukaryota; Fungi; Ascomycota; Dothideomycetes; Pleosporales; Didymosphaeriaceae. The coding region runs from base 1 to 9549 and encodes 3182 amino acids.